AUGCCACGCUACGCAAGCCCCAGCGCAGCGUCGCAUUUCAUGCGCCGCUGCCGCCGACAGCUCACGACCACGGCCGAAAACCUCCCCUACAACACGACAGCGUCUCAGCAGCAGCAGGAGCAGCAGCAGCCGCAACACCCCAUCAACGUCAAUAUACGCCCCUCACAGAUUCGGCAAACCCUUCGUCGGCCCCCUCUUCUCGCCAUCGCCUCUUGCUCCGGCCCAUCCAACCUCCCCGAACCAGAUAUCGACUUCCGCAGGACGAAGCGUCCGCAUGCUGGUGGUGCACUCUCGCCAAUGCCCGGAAUCCUCAACCUCUCCCAACCCAAAGCCCAAGCCGCGCCCGGCACGCGCGUCCCACCACCUCUGAAAGGCGAACCCUCCUUCUUCCGACGCAUCGGCCAAAAUAUCGGCUUGAUCUCCCCCAAAGCAGCCGCCGACAUCCCCCAAGACCCCUUCAACGUCUGGAACAACCCCUAUCGCACACACAAGUCGUGGCCGCCCAACUUCAAAGCGCUCGAACACACGCAGCAGUUGGCGUUUGAGAAGAUCUAUAAGCGCAGGAUUGCGCUUAAAUGGGAGCGGAAGGAGUUUAAGAGGUAUUUGUCGUUGAUUCAGAACGGGCUGAUUAUCGGAUUUGUGUUCUUUAUGGUUUGGAUCUAUGAUCUGGAGGAAGGCACGCCUUUUGAUGGGCUGAGGGCGUGGUUGUGGCGGCAUGUGGGGGAGAUGGAGAUGUUUCCUGAACGGGUGAGGGAGGAUGCGAAGAAAAAGAAUGGGGAGUAUAGUGUCAAGUGGCAGAAGAUUAAGGAUAGUUUUACGGAGAUCACGCCGCAGGAGGGCAUGAUUCCCGGAGGCGAUCCGAGGCAGAUUGUGAACCCGGAGGACGAGAAGAUACCUUGGGCGCAGAGGCAGCGGAGUCGGCCAUGA
Cyphellophora attinorum is the source of this 927-nucleotide messenger RNA. RefSeq lists its product as uncharacterized. The transcript has a single exon. The coding region runs from base 1 to 927 and encodes 308 amino acids. The record is from RefSeq and is a predicted model, not a curated record. Lineage: Eukaryota; Fungi; Ascomycota; Eurotiomycetes; Chaetothyriales; Cyphellophoraceae.